GAAAAAAGGCAGCCUAACAGUACCCCAGAGGUUUUGUGUAUCACUUCCGGGGGUGAGAGGUGAAAAAAGCACAAAAAGAAUCAUCAAGAAGCGCUACAUGUGCUGCCGGGUUGUUGCGCUGCUCGUUGUAGGUGCUGGUCUGUUCAUCCUCUCGUCCAUUUGACGUCGGGCUCCCAUGUGGCAGCGCGUGUUGUCGGCCAGCCUCCUUAGCGGCAUGAAUGAGGGCUGAUCUACGCCAAGGGGUCUGAGUCAUGACCAGCUUGGGUCCUUCCCCGCCCUCCGUCAUCGACGCGGCCAUCUUUCUGCUCUCGUCGCCAGAGGAGCUGCCAGAGGGUGCCCUCGAGAGCGGCCUUGAGGCGCUGGGCGAUGCCAAGAGGCUGGGCCAGGGUGGAUACGAGGCCCUGAGGAAGAAUCUCCGCAACGGGCGACUCCUGGAGCGUGUGUUCGAUGCCUUCACCGAUAGCGGCAACACGGCCCGCCAGGACGCCGCGGCAAACAUGUGCGGCGUGCUGAUCCAUAGGGCAGAGGAGCCCCUCGGCCACCACAUCAUCCACGUGUGUGGGUCGCCUCAGCGGUUCAUCAGCAGGCUGGCCACACUGCUGACAGAGACCGGCAAUUCCACCGUUGCAGACGUCGCCUUCGCGCUGCUGAUGGGCGCCAUGGUCAAGGGCCGGGUUGAGGGCAAUGCGGCCGACUAUCGAGACCAUUGUAUGCAGCACCACCCCGCCGUCUUCGACAAGGCAGUGGCGGUUGUCAGUGCAGCAAGUCUGGCCUUCCUGCUGUCGGCCUUUUCGACGGAUAAUGAAUUCGGCCCGGCCUUCCCCGGCCCUUCUGCCGUGCCUCCCCUGGUGUGGGUGGGGGUGUUCCGGGCAGUCGUGCGCAUCCUGACGUGUGAGGACCAGGCAACUCGGGACAAGUUGUAAGCGACGAUAUAGAUGACACACAGCCAGACAGACAGACAGACAGACAGACAGCUGCACUUCCUUCCCUUUUUUCAUGUGUGGCUGCUUCAGUGCUGACUGUAUCGAGCACGCCACGGCAUUCGUCUGCCGCCACAUCUGCUGCGUGACCGGCACAGGUAGUAAAUAAAGUCAGACACACAGACAGACAGACAGACAGACAGACAUACAGACAGACAGACAAACUCACAGCACUCUUCCGCCACCUGACUCAUUGUCGUCCCUCGGUUGGCGCAGGGUCGGAUGGUGACCGUGCUGCGUACCUGGCUGCCACCCGUGAGGUCAUCUACCCCCUCGUCGACACAUUGGCAGCCACCCUGACAUCCUCCAACACAGACAAGGCGGUGCGCCACGGGGCCGCCGUCUGCCUCGAGUGCAUCUUCACCUUCUGCUGCGCUUUUUUCAAGAGUGCCACGGCGAUUGGUGGGCGGAAGGACAGACAGGCCCGCUCCGUGUGGGAGUGUGGCCUCAGUUGCUGAAUGCGUGUGUCCGUCCUUGUGUGCGCCUGUGCAGAUGCUCAGUACUUCAGUGAUGCCGACGGGCCCGCCCAGCGGUUGCUGAGAGUGCCCAAUGCGCUGCAGGCCUACGUGACGGCCGUCAAGAUCCCCACCACUACCCUUGCCUCUAGGAUUAGGGUUCCCACGCAGCCCCUGGCUGUCCCGCAGAUGCUGGCCGGUGAGCGAAUGACACGAGGGGUCCGUGGGAGGGAAGUGAGCGAACGAAUGCCUUCUUGUGGCUGUGCUGCGUGAAUGUCUGCAGUGUGUGGCCAUCGUGAUGCCGUGUAUUCAUCCGGAUGCAUAUCGAUGGCGUCGGAUAUCGCCAAGCGCCUCGACAAGAAGUCAGUGGCCGAGGUGGGCUCCUGUGCGGCGGCUCUUCAGAACAUCGUCGGACGCGACACAGACCUCACCGACGUGCGCGCCAAGGUCAGCACGGACGGAUGGAUGGAUGCGGCCAUGGCCAUUGUGUGUUGCUCAUUUGCAGAUCGCUGUGAGUGAUGGCCUUCCCGGAGCCCUGUGUGAAAUGGCUCUGGCCUGCAUCAAGAACGGUCAGCUCGACCAAAAGGAGGCGGAUUACUUCAUAGACUUCGCCGUCAGAACCCUGCGCGCACUUGUCAGGUACACACGCACACAGAUGCCUGUGGUGGGGGAUAAUGUGUGUGGAUGUCUUGUCGGUGCAGCUAUGGUGAUCGCGUGAGCAGCCGAGGGGGCAAGGUCCGCCCCAACAGCGUCACCCAGGCCGUCCUGCAGCACGACUCAGUCAAGACGGUGCGCGCAGCCGGCCAGCAGCCGAAAGGACGACGAAAGGCAAACCGUCAGCAUCAGGAGCAUCUAACAGUGCCCAAGGAGGUGGGAAAUGAUGCACACGUGACGGCUCACACAGGCAGCGUCCAGUGUACGUGUUGUGCGUCAGUUGUUGGAGUUCUUCGACGAGAUCGAGAGUGCGGCCAGCAAGCGGGCUGAGAAGCUCAUCGCAGAGCUGGACGUUGAGGGCACACCAAGUAGCAGUAGCACCACCGAGGGCGUCAAGAAGAAGUCCAAGGGCAAGAGGGGCGGCAAGGGAGCCUGCACCAAGGAGUCGGCAUCACCAUCCAGGUCACCGCAGAUAGGGAAAGAGCGCAUCCACAAAAAUGAAGGGAAUGUGUGUGUGUGUGUGUGUGCCGAUCGACAGCUGUGGUGCCAUUGGCACAUCCGAAGACCACACCGACCACCAGGAGGAGGACACCGAAGAUCAUCAUGCCCCCCUUCCAGGUCCCCCCAGCCCGUCGCCCUCCUCCCCUCCCCGACCCUCAUCCUCAUACUCAUCGUCCUCCGCAUCGGCUGCUGGCGGAACCUCUUUGUCCGUGGGCGGCGGCUGGGGGCAGCAGCAAGGGGCGGGUGGCGGUGGCGAUGAUGGCGGCGGCUUCAUCACCGUCGGCCGCAAAAAGCGGGGCGGCAAAGGCACUGGCGGCCACACACAGCAGCAGCAUACCAACACGGCUGACAAACGAGAUGACAAGUGAGACCCACCAAAGCACUCCACCACACUGAGCAGAGGAUCUCGGUGUGUCUGUGUGUUCAGCUCGAGAGUCUUCCCGUCAUCGUCUUCGUCCGAGUCGACGCGGCCCUCAUCAUCGCAGUCGUCAGUGUCUGGUGGCCCCCACAACGCGCCAGCCGUGCCCUUCCCUCUGCCGCCCCGCCCCGGCCGGCCGCCCCGCCUCCACAGCCUCCCAACCGACACACACCUACACCAGCACCAUCCAGUAGCCGUCUUGGCUCUGACGAGCAGGGCCUCGCCCCAUUGGCAGCCGGGGGCAGUAGCAGUAGCACUUUGGAGAGGGCGGUGGAGGUGGAGGGCCGCAGUGGUCACGACAGGUACGCACGUGUCGAUGGGCAGAGCAGCCGAGGAAGCAGACAACAGCCCCUGUGCCUGUGUGUGUGGUUGGCUGCAGGUGUGGUGGUGACGUGAGUGAGUUGGAUGCGCUGCGGAAGCAGCUCGAGGCCAUGCGGCUGGAGAAGGAGGCCAUAGAAAGGGAGAACAAGAGGUACGUGAGGCGACCCCACACACCUGCAGUGCAGUGGUUGCAUGCGCCUCUUUCGUGAGUGUCUGAUGGGUGGUUUGCUGCACACAGGCUGGAGGAGGAGCGCGAGAGCACCGAGUGUGACAUCUGCAUGGCCUCAAAGAAGUCCAUCGUACUCAUCCCCUGUGUAAGCCGACUCACAGGCACAACGACUCACCUGUCCCUCUCGGCCAUGCGCUGCCCACGUUUGCGUGUGUGUGUGUGUGUGUGCAGCGUCACUUUUGUCUGUGCAGUGGUUGUGCUGCGGCUUUGAUGUCUAAGCCAGUGGCCCAGCGGCUGUGCCCUCGGUGCCGACAGGCCAUCACGGCCACUCGACACGUCUAUCUGUGAGUGCGGGGCCAUGUUGUCAGCGACCCACUCGUCCGGUGCUACGACGCACGAGAGGAGGUGAUGGUGGCUGUUGGAUGAGUGACAUGCCGACAGACGAGC
Molecule: messenger RNA, 3945 nt
Organism: Vitrella brassicaformis
Lineage: Eukaryota; Vitrellaceae
Source: the annotation of a GenBank genome assembly